UAUUUUCUCUUUCGUUUGUCGUUUAUAAAAUAACUCGGCAAGUCAUAGCUCGCAAUGGAUUUUACUCGUAUUUUUUGUCUGUUUCCCAGUAUAUUGUUAAUAUCGCUUUUUUACACAUUAUUUUUAAUAGACAAAUCUCAAGGUUCAAAAGCCGAUUAUGUGACAUGUGGUACGAUAUUGAAACUGAUGAACACAGACCUACGACUUCGGCUGCAUUCUCAUGAUGUUAAGUACGGCUCGGGUUCAGGCCAGCAGUCCGUCACUGCUGUGGAUCUGACCGACGACCAUAAUAGUCACUGGCAAAUCAAGGCAGCUUCAGGAGAAUCAUGUAAACGAGGGGCACCAAUCAAAUGCAACUCAGUGAUUCGACUGCAACACAUAGGUACUAAGAAAAAUCUUCACUCACACCAUUUCUCAUCACCACUCUCGUCUAAUCAGGAAGUGUCAUGUUAUGGUGAUGACGAUGGAGAAGGUGAUAGUGGUGACAACUGGACUGUUGUUUGUAAUAAUGAUUUCUGGAGACGAGACUCUCCAGUGAAAUUGAAGCAUGUUGAUACAUCAUCAUUUUUAGCGGGUUCUGGUCGUACAUUUGGGCGCCCGAUAAGUGGACAAGGCGAAAUUGUGGGAAUCUCGUCUCAAUAUGGAGCUUACACAGAUUGGCAAGCAAAAGAAGGCUUAUUUGUUCAUCCCAGUGAUCCUCUACCACAUCAACAACAUGCUAUACAUUCAGAGUUAUAAUAUGUAGUGUGGAUUAGAUAAUUGUAUUUUAUUUAGUUUGUAAUUUUCAUAAUUUGUGAUACCAUUAUAUAAUAAGGAUUAGACUUGAAUGAACUUACAUGUCUAAUGAUUUUAUCUUGUAUGGCCAGAGUUUCAUUUUUAAAUACAGACUAUGUCACGAAUGUUCUUUUUUUUACUUUUGUUUUGUUACUGUAAUUUGAAGAUUUUUAUUAUUAAGAAUAUCGAUAGUGGGAUUAAUUUAUAAUUUCUAAUUACUCACUACUUGACACUGAGGUGUGUAAAUAAAAUAAUUAUACAAAAACCAUGUUCUAAUUUUGUAUGUUUUAAAACUAAGAAAAAAUUGCUCAUAUUGUGUAAUUAUGGUAAUUUUAAGUUAUUUACAUUCAUAAUACAUUUAUGUAUAAUGGAAUGUAUAUAUGAAAAUACUUGCCAGUAUCAGUACGAUGGCAGAAAAACAAAAAAUCGCUACAAUUGGAUUUGAGGAAUUGUUCCAUAUUUCUGAACAUGAAUAUUGAAGGUGAUUCGGGGAAUCAGCAUUGGUAGAUGUUCGAGUGUAAUAAAUGGCAACCGGCAUUACCCGCUCCAGCUUUGGACUUGAGAUCUCAGUAACUUAUAAUUAGUGAAUGAAGUUCGAUAAUUUAUGAUUAUUGAAUUAUGUCUACUACCAAGAUAUGGUACGAGGUGAGUGCAAAUGAUACAAAUGACAAAUGAGAUAUUCCUUGAAUGGCGAUUGUAAUUCUUUCUUAACAUAUCUAGUAUUCUGGUACUAU
This is a messenger RNA of Achroia grisella, 1508 nucleotides long. Its product is annotated as stromal cell-derived factor 2. The record is from RefSeq and is a predicted model, not a curated record. The coding region runs from base 55 to 738 and encodes 227 amino acids. The transcript has 4 exons. NCBI's taxonomy places the organism in Eukaryota, Metazoa, Arthropoda, Insecta, Lepidoptera, Pyralidae.